GAAGACAUUGCCAUGAAAACUGAUACGCCGUUUCUCGUCAGCUACUCAACCCAGGUCAAGUGAUCACGUAAAACUGCGGUAAUUCUAUUUUAGGCCGCUUCUAAUAAAAAAGAGGCGGGGACAAUGAGGAGGAAUUUACUUCUUGAAGAAGCUUUUUAAGAGUUUACGGCGUGCUGUUGCCAUAGAGACACACAACGAGAACAGAGAGACGAACGCUUGGAAACAAUGUAACGUACUGAACAUAACUGUGGAUUUCAGAACGCAGAAACAGUUUUUCAGGUUCAUCAUGUCAUGCACCCUGGCCAAGGGCAGGCUUGAAGUUUUGCAGAUCUAUCGGCUACUGCAGUGCGUCCAGGAUGGAGAUAAGCUGUACAUAGAGAAAUUAAUCAGCAUGGGUGUUCGGGAUCUCAUAAAUCUCACUGAGCCACAUGAGGGGAACGGUGUCCUGCACCUGGCAUCGGUGGGCAACAAACCCGACAUGCUGGAGUUCCUCAUAGCUCAAGGUGCCCGUCCAGACAUUCAGGACAGGAGGGGGAGGACACCCCUGAUGCUGGCCGCAGAGCUCGGAUAUGAUGGAAUCGUGUCUCUACUGGCCAAAAACAACGCAGACAUGAAACUUGUAGACAAAGAGGGGAAAGGCUUGCUUUUCUACUGCAUCCACCCUACCAAAAGACACAUGCGCUGCCUCCAGGUGGCCCUUAACGGCAAUGCAGAUGUCAACAAUGUUUCAGACACUGGGAUGCCAGUGUUCCUGCUGGCCUGCGAACAAGCUCAGGACUGUGAAGGAAUGUGUCUCAGUAUCCUAGAAAGAGGUGCAGACCCCAAUGCUAAAAAUCAGGAUACUGGUCGGACAGCUCUGAUGGAGGCCACCAGAGCAGGAGCAAUAGAUCUUGUGAGAGCCAUUCUCAAGAAAGGAGGAAAUGUUAAUGCCUUGGAUAAGAAGCAAUUCCAUGCAGCUCACUUUGCCGCUGAAAGAGGCUUCUUUGAAAUCAUUACGGUGUUGUCUGGAUAUGCAGCAGACUUUGGAGCGGUAACAUCAGAGGGGGAUACACCUCUGCACUUCGGUGCUUCUGGGGGCUACACAGAUUGCUGCAGGUUUUUAGCUCAAAGAGGAUGCAAUCCCAAACUGAAGAAUCAAGAAGGUCUGCUUCCCCGUCAGAUUGCUAAGGACUGUGGUCACAAAGCCACCGUCAAAGAGCUAAAGAAGGCUGAACGACUGCAUGGAAAGUUCUCAAAAGGAGCAGGUGGCACAAAUGAACCAUGGGCUCUGACGCUUCACGACUGGUCUCAUGAAAAUGAGAGUGCACUGAGAAGUGCUUUUGAGUCAGCAUCAGAUGGCUACAUGGGAAUAGAAAUGGUGUCCAGAAUGACAUUUGUGUCUGUCCUUCAGGACCUUCACACUCAUCUAGAUGAUAAACAAAUUCAUGCUCUUCUGCUUGCUCUCGAUAAGAGAAGAGAAGGCUUUAUAAAUAUAAGUGAUUUUCUAAAAGGUCUCAAAUAUCUUCCAAAGACAUAUGUUAUGGCUUCUUAUGGGCCUAAGAAGAAGAAGGCAACCAAGGCAGGAAAGACCAAAAAGGCUAAAUUCAAUGCACCUAUGCCCAUCUGCACUGUCCCGCCUGAUUUCAUUCAUCGGCGUGAAGAUGGUGGACCACCACAUUUUAUGAUUGAAAGCUACCAGCAUGCCACAGAUACCCACAGAUAUGACCGGGACCAUCGACCAGGGCACCCUAUCGAAGAUGAUACAGCAUGGUACAUCGAUGAGCCCGAAAAGAUAUACAUAAAUAUGAACUACUGUGUUAAAACAGGAGAUAUUGAGUCUCUCAGGUUGGCACUCAGCCAAAAGAUUCCUGUAGAUGUGAAAGAUCGCUUCUACAAGACACCACUUAUGGCUGCAUGCGCAAGUGGGAACUACGAAGUGGCAAAGUUCCUUCUUGAUAAUGGGGCUGAUGUGAAUGCAUGUGAUCAGUUCAGUUGGACACCUCUCCAUCACGCCUGUCAUGCAGGACAGCUGGACAUCAUACAGUUGCUGCUGGAGGCGGGAGCUUCUGUGGACCCGCCUGCCCUCAAUGGAGCCACUCCCCUAAUGAGAGCCAUUGAGAGCUGUAGACCGUCCUGUGUAGAGUACCUCAUCAAAGCUGGAGCCAAGGUCAAUGCAGCAAAUAAGACAGAGCAAAACUGCUUGGAUGUUGCCCACGCUUAUGCAGACUUCAGGGUGGUGGAUUUGAUCCAGGCUAAGAUUAAUACGCUACCCAGACCUAAGGAGAAUAAGAAGCCCCAGCCUGUCAGAGUCCUCCGCAAACUAACACCAGCCUCAACCCCUGGAUCUUUAAAAGAAAAGCAGGGCACCGUUCCCACUCCUACAGCCUCCUCGAACUCAGCAGUCAAGAAAGCAAUGAAGAAGGACAGUGUUAUCGUGCACAGCGCUCAGAUCACUACCGGCAAGCUCAACAAAUUGGACAUCAGUUUUGUGCCAAGAACGACGUGGCAAAAUCAGCUGACCACCACUGAGCUGAUGGAUAGGAAAGCAAGGAGAAGGCAGCGUUUCAGUUUUGAUGUGGACUUUGAUGACUUCAAGAUGCCAUUCAAUAAAAACAUUCAGAAAAAGUCAGCGGAGUUUGAGCUCACUGACUGAAAGGUUUAACUAAGAAAAAAGUACCACCAGGAACCUGCUUAAGCACCCUUGGUUGGGAAACACUGCCCUACAGAAACAUAUCAAAGCAAAUGAAUCAGAGUAUAAUUCAUCAAAUGUGUGUGCAUUAUGACACAAUGUGGCUUGAGGAAAUCCGUUUUUACCUCUUCAUACGUUUUCUACUUGAACGUGAGCAUCCCAGUGAAAAAAAACGAAGCUGCAGGUGACGCAUGAAGAGAGAGAACCCCCAUGUUUCCAUGGCAACGUGCAGGUGAAGGCAUCGAGGACUAAUCUGGUGUUCGAUCUAUGAAGCUUAAGCAUUGUUACAGUAGUCUUCGCUUAAAUCCAUCACACACACUCAAUAACUUGUUUUCUACUGAUGUCUCCACCUAAUCCCAAAAUGAUAAUGAUCACAAGCAGUCACGUUUGACUCGCCAAACAGAACGCUGCACUACUCACAGCAGAGGGGGAGAAGAAAAGACUGAGCGAGAGACACAGCAUUUAUUGCCCUGUGUAUGAGCCCUGAAAGACUGAUAGCUUUUGCGACAUGCUGCAAUCUACCCCAUUCCAAACAUGAACACACAGAUGUUAAAACAAAAUGCAAUCAGCUGAAAACUUUCAUGCUGUAGAAAGAUGCAAAUCUGCACAUUCUAACACUAGUUUUUGUUUUUGUUUUGUUUUAUAAGGCCUGAUGUCCUUAUUUUGAAAGUGCGGCCAUUACGUCUGCUCACUGGACACAUCAGAUGUAGUCAUGCAGUAAGAACAACUCAUCUGUUCCACGGUUCUUCCCAUGAUGCAAAUGAGCAGAUGAUGCAUCACUGCAAAAAUCAUUGUCUUAAUUGGUAUCUUUGCCAUUUUCCAGUAAAAAUGUAAACAUCUUUGGAAAAAGAUUAAUUUACAUGAGAAGCAGUGUUGUGCACCAUUUAGAAUUUAAUACAUAUUUUUUCAAAUUACAUUUCUGAAGUUGAAUUGAGGUAGAAAAUAGUAGACAGAAUUGCAAUUCAAAUAAAUGUAUAUAACUAAGUUUUAUUUCAAGACAAAAUCUGAACUUGAAACAAGAAGUGGAAUUGCAAUUUGAAUGAAAAAAAAGAAAUUUGAAGAAUUUUUUAUAACUUUUAUUUCUGGACAAAUGAAUUCGAUCUGU
This is a messenger RNA of Carassius auratus (goldfish), 3773 nucleotides long. RefSeq names its product ankyrin repeat and EF-hand domain containing 1a (gene ankef1a). Bases 287 to 2632 code for a protein of 781 amino acids. Gene Ontology annotation, molecular function: calcium ion binding; protein binding. The record is from RefSeq and is a predicted model, not a curated record. The transcript is spliced from 11 exons. Lineage: Eukaryota; Metazoa; Chordata; Actinopteri; Cypriniformes; Cyprinidae.